Molecule: messenger RNA, 1441 nt
Organism: Odocoileus virginianus texanus
Lineage: Eukaryota; Metazoa; Chordata; Mammalia; Artiodactyla; Cervidae
Source: RefSeq, a predicted model, not a curated record
AAGUGAAAGCUGUUCUUUUUCUUUUGAAGGAGGUCCUCUCACCAUGUGGCUGUACCUGGCGGUCCUCGGGGGCCUGUUCUACCUCCUGCGCUGGUAUCGGGAGAGGCAGGUGGUGAGCCACCUCCAGGACAAGUUCGUCUUCAUCACGGGCUGUGACUCGGGCUUCGGGAACAAGCUGGCCAGGCAGCUGGACCUGCGAGGCUUGAGGGUCCUGGCUGGGUGUCUGACGGAGCAGGGGGCCGAGCAGCUGAGGAACCAGACAUCAGGCAGGCUGCAGACGGUGAUCCUGGACGUCACCAAGACUGAGAGCAUCGCUGCGGCCACCGAGUGGGUGAAGGAGCGUGUGGGGGACAGAGGGCUCUGGGGUCUGGUCAACAAUGCAGGCGUUUUUCACUCACAUGGCUGUGCUGAGUGGCUGAAGAUUGAGACCUACAAGAACACCCUUAGGGUGAACCUCGUUGGUUUGAUAGAGGUGACCCUGAGCAUGCUUCCCCUGGUAAGGAGAGCACAGGGGAGAAUUGUCAAUGUCUCCAGCAUUCUGGGAAGAAUUGCUUUCUUUGGAGCAGCCUACUCUUGUUCCAAGUAUGGAGUGGAAGCCUUCUCAGAUAUUCUGAGGCGUGAGCUUCAACAUUUUGGGGUGAAAGUCAGUAUGGUUGAACCUGGCUACUUCAGAACAGCAAUGACAGAUGUGCAGAAGUCCUUAGAGAUGAUGAAACAAACCUGGAAUGAAGCCCCUGCGCAUAUUAAGGAGACCUACGGACAGAAGUUUUUUGAUGCCUAUCACGACAUCAUGAAACAAGGGAUAAUGGGUUGUAGCACAAACCUAAACCUGGUCACCGACUGCAUGGAACACGCUCUGACAUCCGCUCAUCCCCGCGCUCGAUACUCAGCUGGCUGGAAUGCUCAGUUUUUCUUUGUCCCUCUAUCUUAUUUACCUACAUCCCUGGCAGACUACAUAUUGACUAGAUCUUGGCCCAAACCAGCGCAGGCAGUCUAAAGAAAAAUGGUCUGAUGGCCCUUGAAAUGAAGACAAAAAUUUGAAAUUGAUGGUGUCUCGCUAAUCCUAAUGCAUAAUCUGUAAUUUUUCUAGCAAUCAUCUUUCUUGCUUAAAUUCAUUUAUCUGACACCAUCAGAGAACCAACAUGUUAAAGUUAUAGAUAUCCAAAGCUUACUCCCUUUAGGUGCUAAAUCUCUACUAUUUUAGCCAUUUUUGGAUGACAAUAUUUCCAAAAUGCAUCAAUCUUCUUGCCCUGUUAGAGUAGACUAAAAACAGUUUAGCUUGUUUUGAUGCUAUUUCUUUAUGUAAGUGAAUAGCUGUUCUGUGCUGUGAUCAGCUGUUGCUCAGGGAAUAUUGAGAAACGUGGGUCUGUUAAUUCUUCCUUGAAAUGGGUCUGUACUUUGGUGCUUUUAAUAAAUGAUUAAUUGCAUCUUCUUGCUAUUA